AUGUUUUAUUAUUGCUCGGUUUGCGAUUACGCUAUGAAUAUAGCGUGUGUGGAGAAACCAUUAGUGUUGUCUAUAGAUCAUUCCAAGUGGCAUGAGCAUUCACUUGCUUUGUUUCCAAGAAAGGCUUGUUUAACUUGCGACCUAUGUGGCUUGGAUGACUCUACAUGUCCUUUCUACAUAUGUCCACCUUGUGACUUUGUGGCUCAUCAAAGAUGCCUCAGCUUACCACGCGUCAUAAGGAUGUCUCGUCAUCUCCAUCGUAUCUCUUUUACACCUUCUUUUGAUGAAAAAGAAUUGUCGUGUGGUGUUUGUCGUAGAAAGAUAGACAAUGAUUAUGGUGGCUAUUCUUGUAUCAAGGAUGGUUGUUGUUACGCGGCUCAUUCAAGAUGUGCUACACAGAGCAAUGUGUGGGAUGGCAUAGAACUUGAAGGAGUGGUAGAAGACAUUGGUGAAGAUGAAGAAGUUGAGCCGUUUGUGAGGAUAAGUGAUGGGAUCAUUCAACAUUUCAGUCAUCAACAACAUCAUUUGAGACUUGAUGAGGACACGAGUAGAGAUUACGACGAGAACAAGCUUUGUCAAGCUUGUGCCAUGCCAAUCUUUUGCGGUAACUUCUACUCCUGUAUGCAAUGUGAUUUCAUUCUCCAUGAAGCUUGUGCAAAUCUUUCUCGCAGAAUACAUCACCCGGUUCAUCCUCAUAUGCUCACUCUAGUGGCAAGAUAUGACGGUGUUAGGAAUAGGGAGGACAGAUGUUCAACUUGUAUUAGGUUGUCCGUAGCUGGUUUCUUCUAUGAGUGCGGUAAAAGGGAGUGUUAUUUUAAGUUACACGUGCAAUGCGGUAUAGUCUCUGAGCCACUAGUCCAUGAAAGUCAUAUCCAUCCUUUAUUCCUAACAUCCAAACCAGGAGAGUAUAGAAAAUGUUGUGUUUGCAAAAUACUUAGCUCUACGCACACGAGAGAAACAUUCAACUGCAUUGAGUGCGACUUUGCUUUGUGUUUUGGAUGUGCUACUUUACCUCAAAAGGUGAUGUAUAAGCAUGAUAAGCACACAUGA
This is a messenger RNA of Microthlaspi erraticum, 1050 nucleotides long. NCBI's taxonomy places the organism in Eukaryota, Viridiplantae, Streptophyta, Magnoliopsida, Brassicales, Brassicaceae. The record is from the annotation of a GenBank genome assembly.